This is a messenger RNA of Oryza sativa Japonica Group (Japanese rice), 2866 nucleotides long. Its product is annotated as LEAF RUST 10 DISEASE-RESISTANCE proteinUS RECEPTOR-LIKE PROTEIN KINASE-like 2.5. Lineage: Eukaryota; Viridiplantae; Streptophyta; Magnoliopsida; Poales; Poaceae. Gene Ontology annotation, biological process: protein phosphorylation. The record is from RefSeq and is a predicted model, not a curated record. Gene Ontology annotation, molecular function: polysaccharide binding; protein kinase activity; ATP binding.
GUAUUUUCUUAUUGAGCUCUUACAGGAGAGUGACACGUAAGAAGGCCUACAUAAGCUAAAAAAGGAAGUACACUUGUUAAUUACAUAAAUAUUUGCCAAGCAAAUAGGAUAAAAACUAUGCAGCAAUAGGGCACACUACGGUUGCAAGUCUGGAAAGGAAGACAGAUUGCCACUGAAAAUACAGGCAAGUAGUGUCACAGAGUAUUGAGUUGGCCACCAACCAUUUCAGCUAAAAGAUUGUUAUUGAUGAAAGGUGGAAACGGAAAAUAUUUCAACAUAGCAAAAGGUUCAUCUUUGAACUUGGUAGACUCUUACCAUUAAACUACAUCUAGAGCAGGCUUGAAUUGUUAGAAAACGACAGGUAAACAACAAAGCUUUUUCAAGAACUAAACAUGCAGAUUUUUAUGGUACAGAACCAUUAUAAGGAAAAAAAAAAGGUGCACCAACUAUUCUAGUGUGGAUUACAUGAAGUAUGCUAUAUAUAAAGGUCUAAAACAACUAGAAGCACAGUAGGACAGUAAAUUCAGGAUUCCGAAGAUGUGGCAACACUAGUAUCUGUAUCUUAGGCAAGAACAGUCUCACAUGACGUCUCACUGUAUGAAAACCUUGCUCAGCUAUUCCCGUGUUAGAAACAAACAUGUUAACGACGUAUUUGUCAUCAAAUGCUAGAGUCCAAUGCGCAUGCGGCAAGACAAGUCCAAACAGCAUCACAUAAAUUGCUAACCUUAACUUUCAAGCAGAACCAAUUCACUUUCUUGUCUCAGAUUUUUACAAGAAGCGUCAAUUGCACAGAAGAAAAAAAGAAUCCAACAUUUUGCAAUGCAUACCAAGUUGCUCCUGUUGCCAAUCUUGGCCUCUUUGCAGCUACUACCAGGCGCUGCCAAUGGCGCCACCGUGGACCCAAGCUGCCCACCGGCGACAUGCGGGAACCUGACUAUCACCUACCCAUUCUGGCUGGGCAGCCAGAACCAGUCGUCUUGCGGCCCACCGUCGUUCCAGCUCACGUGCAAUGACAGAGCAUCAGGUCCCUUCCUAAGAAACUCCUACAUCAAGGUCCUCGGCUUCGAUUAUGGCCGCCGCUCCCUCGUGGCCGUGCACGCCCUCCUCGCUGCCGAUGCUGCGUGCACCGUCAUGUUCAACGUGUCCUCCGCCUUCGCGAUCACUGACAGGUUCAGUAUCAGCCAGAGCAACCGGGAGCUCUAUGUGCUGUCCAGGUGCAGAGAGAGACUGCCACCGCCAGACGCUGUCCCGGUGACCAACUGCAGAGCCAACAGUAGUGGCAUGUACGCCUACCUUGGGGGAAGCUAUGGCACAGGCCAGACACCGGUGAACAAUGGUGGUUGCGAGCUUUCAGUGUUCCUGGUGCUUGGGUCCAGCAACGCCGCCGACAUGACAGCGGCAAAUUACAGACAGCUUAUAGCGGGCGGGUUUCUGUUGGAGUGGGAACCUGUUGGCGACUGCAACGCCUGCACAGCGAGCGGCGGGAGGUGCCGGUACGAUGCCAGCACAUCGGCGUUCGCAUGCCUUUGCUCGGAUGGUGGCAUGAGACCAUCGAUUUGCGAUGGUAAGAACAGGGGCAAGUUGGCUUUGAUAGUAUCUCUGUCUGCUGCGGCUGGCUUGGUUUUCGCCUUUCUUGCUUGGCUGAUGUACCGUCAGAGGCAAAAGUUCAGAUCAGCAAUCUGCGGAGUUUACUCUGGCAAUACGAAAAAUGAAGAAGAAAUGUUGAAAAAAUGUGAAUCUCUUGCUCUCAAAAGGUACAAGUACUCAGAGUUGAAGAAAAUAACUAAAUCAUUUGAAGAUAAUUUAGGAGAAGGUGGCUAUGGUGUAGUAUUCAAGGGAAGACUACAAAAUGGCAGAAUGGUUGCAGUGAAGAUCUUGACAGUAUCAAAAGGCAAUGGAGAGGAUUUCCUAAAUGAAGUUAUGAGCAUCAGUCGGACAUCUCAUGUUAACAUUGUCACUCUACUCGGUUUUUGUUUAGAGGGACCAAAGCGAGCGCUUGUCUACGAGUACAUGCCUAAUGGUUCUUUGAAGAAUUACAUUCAUUCAGAAAGUUCAAAUCUAGCUACAGGAUGGGAGAUGCUGCUAAAAAUUGUGAUCGGCAUCGCACGAGGACUGGAGUAUCUGCACCAGGGCUGCAACACCCGCAUCAUCCAUUUCGAUAUCAAGCCUCGCAACAUCCUUCUUGAUCAUGAGUUUUGUCCAAAAAUUGCAGAUUUUGGAUUAGCCAAGCUAUGCCACCUCAACGAGAGCAUCCUUUCGAUGGCGGAAGCGAGAGGAACCAUUGGUUUUAUUGCUCCAGAAGUAUUCUCCAGAGGAUUCGGAGUUGUGUCAACCAAAUCAGAUGUCUAUAGCUACGGGAUGCUGCUUUUGGAAAUAGUCAAAGUAAGAAAAAACAUAAAAGGAAUUGCAGAUAAUUUCAGUGAAACAUUUUUCCCACAUUGGGUUUAUGACAGUCUGGUGAGUGAGAUGCAAUGUUGUGAAACGGCAUAUGGAACCGAAGAGAUUGCAAGAAAGAUGACCAUAGUUGGACUGUGGUGCAUACAAAUGACACCUGAAACUCGUCCUUCGAUGAGCAGGGUCAUAGAGAUGUUGGAAAGGAGUAUCAGUGAACUAGAAAUGCCGCCCAAACCAUUCCUCUGCUCCCCCAUCCACUCAACGAAUGUUUCGUCUUAUAAAUCAGUCAAUUUUACGAUGUCUGCAUCAUCAUGAUAUGUUGAUAUGCUGCAUUAUGCUACUAUAUUUGUAGUUCUUGUUUUUUAGCUGAGCACUUGUAAUUAUUUUCAUUGUUAGUACCAUAUUAACAUCAAUGUAUAUAUACAUUCUAUUUGAAAAUCUAAGGAUGUAAGUACGGAUUCACGGUUAUGAA